UAAGCAAGCGAAGCUCGCCACCCAACCAAGACUCUCUCAGCUAUCUGGAGAGACUCGCAACCUUUUGUCUUUCCAUCUGUCUCUUUGCUUCCUUCCAUCAGUUCCUUCUCUCACCAGCUUCCUCAAUUCUAUCAAGCUUCCCUUCCUUCAUAUAAACACCUCUCUACCUUGAAUUCCUUGCUCCCAUCUUAGUCCUCUUGGAAAGGAGCAGAGAUGGGCUUUGUUAUAGUAAUCUCCCUUCCUCUGAUCAUCUUUGCCAUCUUGCUCGGUUUUGGCUGCUACUUCUUUGGGAAGACAAAGGGGAGGCAGGAAGCGCGUGCCGGUGUGGGCGCACAAGUCUAUGGUGUUCCCCAGCCCCCACCAGGCGCCACCGAGUCCUCAUCCCCAGCCCAUGAGAAGAAGGGCGGGCCAGAUAUUGUCUAAGAGCUUGCAAACAAAGAGGAGGACCAAUCUCUGCUUACCCACCGUUAUACCAAUGUCAACAUGCUGUUGGUUUCCCAUAGUUUUGUGUUCUCAUGUCUGUGUGGAGUUGGUUGAAUCAUUGAUUUCUUUUAUUCUUGUUUUUUUAUGUUGGAAGUGUGGAUGAUGUAUUAUCAGAGGAAACCAUAAAAUUUGUUACAUUAUUUUGGUAUGUAAGACAAAAAUUUGUGAUA
Messenger RNA from Elaeis guineensis (African oil palm), 653 nucleotides. RefSeq lists its product as uncharacterized. Lineage: Eukaryota; Viridiplantae; Streptophyta; Magnoliopsida; Arecales; Arecaceae. The record is from RefSeq and is a predicted model, not a curated record.